Meloidogyne enterolobii is the source of this 954-nucleotide messenger RNA. Lineage: Eukaryota; Metazoa; Nematoda; Chromadorea; Rhabditida; Meloidogynidae. The record is from the annotation of a GenBank genome assembly.
UUGCCAUCUGCCAGAUAUUUUUUUCUGGCAACCUUUACUUGAAAUUUGUGAUGGCAAAUGGCGGUAUUGGAAUACCCCUUUUAAAUUGUUUUUGCCUUCAACAAAUAUUUAAAUUAAUUUUCAGUUUUUGUUGGGUCUGCAGAAUGUUUAAUGGAAUUAGAUCAACAACCUAAUGUUAAAGGAUGUCAUGAUAAAACACUUUUAGAAAUUGAGGAAGCAAAUAAUGAACAAAAUGGGACUGUUGUAAAUAGAUUAGAGAGAAUGUGCAAUGCUUUAAAUUAUUUUUCUGAAUGUGUUCGCCCUCCAAUUAGGCAAAGAUGUGGAAAUGAAGCUUGGAAUGUUAUAUUUCGAGUAUUGAAAGAUACUUCUAGAAUUUUAAUGCCAAUGUGCAACUUUGAUAAUUAUUAUAGAUCGGGAGAGGAGGAAGAGGAAGAAAAUAAUAAUGAUUAUAAUAAUAAUAUAUUAAUUACUUCGACAAUUAAAAAAGAAUUAAUUAAAAAUUAUUUAAUAAAUUCUGAAGAAAAUAAACAAAAUCAGCAAUGGAAGGUUAUUGAAGAAAAUGAAGGGGAGGAAGAAAUUGAAGAGAAGGAGGAGGAGAAGGAAGAGGAAGUGAAAGGGAAAGGGAAUGAUGAAAAUAAAAUAAAAAAUAAUGAAGAAGAUUGGCAACAAUGGAAAAGAAAAAUGAUAGAGAACGAUGAGAAUGAAGAAGAAAAGGGGGAAGAAGGGGAAGAGGAGGAAGAAAUCAAAAAUGAAGAAAAUAGAGAAGAAGAGGAGGGGGAGGAAGUGGGAGAAGAAGAAAACAAUUUUGGAUUUGAUUUUUUCUCACAUAAAAUUCAUUAUAAUAAUGAAGAAGAAAGGCAAAGUCGUUUAACUAGUAGUGGAAAUAUUAAAUUAGUAAAUAAUGCAAAUAUUAUUUUUAUUUUUUUAAUUUUAUUUUGUUUUGUAAUAAAUUAA